GACCCACUCUUCAGCAAUUCGUGCCAACUGACAUCAUGAAGUCGUCGCUGCUGCUGAUCGGAGUGAUCUGUAGCUUGUUAGCUUUGAGUGCUUCCGCCGAGGAGUGUCCAUUCAGCGGUCGGCGCAACCUCCUCCAAGCUGGAGCUCCUGGUGCAGCCCCGCCGGCACAGCAGGGUGGUGCUCCUGCUCCAGCGGCAGUUGGCCCACGCCCAGUGGGUAAGGAUGUGUACGGCGAGCCGGCGCUGGAUUACGAUUUCUACACCACCAAGUGCCCCACCUUUCUGCAGAUUGUGAAGACGGAGGUUGCCAAAGCUAUCGCCGCUGACUCCCUCACCCCCGCCCAGCUGCUGCGUUUGUUUUUCCACGACUGCUUCGUGAUGGGAUGCGACGCGUCGCUGCUGCUCAAGUCCACCAAGGUGAAUCUGGCGGAGCGGGACCACCCCAACAAUUUCACCGUCGACAAAUUUACCGUCAUCGACGCCAUCAAGGCCGAGCUGGAAAAGGCGUGCCCGGGGAUUGUGUCGUGCGCGGACAUUCUGGGAGCCGCCGCUGCGGAGGCUGUGGAACAGGCGGGAGGACCUCACAUCGAUCUAGCAUUCGGCCGAAGGGAUGGGCUGGACUCUUUUGCGCUUGCUGCGAAGACCAAUCUGCCCGGCAGCACCUUGAAAGUAGUGGGACUGGUCGAGAACUUCGCCAAUGUCGGGCUGAACAAGACCGACAUGGUGGUGCUGUCCGGAGGUCACACGAUCGGUCAAGCCCGCUGCUCCACGUUCGCCGACAGAUUCGCGCCCGGGGUGAAGAACCCUUUCCCCGACACCAAAUUCGGCGAAGCCCUCCAAACCUACUGCACAGACGGCAACACGGCGGGGCUGGACCGCAGAAUGACGCUGGACGCCAACAGCACCACGGUCUUCGACAACGGCUACUUCAGGAGCAUAGUCGCGGGCCGCGGCAUCUUAACAUCCGACCACGUCCUGUUCACCGAUCCGAGCACCAAGCCGCUUGUCACUCUGUUCGCGGCGAACCAGGAUGCGUUCUUCGCCGCUUUCAAGGAGUCCAUGGCGAAGAUGGGCCGCAUCGGGGUGCUGACGGGCACGCAGGGGCAGAUUCGCAAACAGUGCUGGGUGCGCAACCCGGUCGACAUCACGACCACGCCCGACGCGAACAUGGACUUCGCUCCAGUGAGUUCCGAGUUCUGCAAGCCAGCGUCAUGCGACGCCACGUGCGCCAGUCCUACUUCAUAGAAUUCCUGCGAGAGAGUUUGCGUUGCUAGGAACAGGCAGCAGCAAUUCUUAGUGUGUGUUGAUUGCGUCCAGGCAGCUGCGGUGGUAGUGGAUCGCCGCCGCAGCCUCGAACGGGGUCUAGAUCGGGAUCAGGUCGGAUUCCUUCGAAGUCGUGGUCGUCUCGUCAACCGCUUUGUUGGUUCAUUGAUUGGGCUCAGGCUUCAGAUUAUUGAGUUCAGUUCCAUCACCUGUUGAGGUGCAUGAACGAGACAGUGGAACACUUGAGGUUAGUUUGGGUUCUGAUAUUUGUAUCGCCUUUUGAGUUCUGAUUAUUCAACCAAGAUGAAAUUACAACGUUUUAUUGUUGUAUGUAGUUUAUUUAUUUUUAAAAUAAGUGAAACAAUGCAAAAUUGCAGUUGA
Physcomitrium patens is the source of this 1643-nucleotide messenger RNA. Its product is annotated as peroxidase P7. Gene Ontology annotation, molecular function: heme binding; peroxidase activity. Gene Ontology annotation, biological process: response to oxidative stress; hydrogen peroxide catabolic process. Lineage: Eukaryota; Viridiplantae; Streptophyta; Bryopsida; Funariales; Funariaceae. The record is from RefSeq and is a predicted model, not a curated record.